AUGCGCCGUCAGGCGCUGGAAUACGUCUGUCUGUCCUGCCGACACCUCCGACGACAGAAUACUCUUUCCGGCAUCAGCACUCGCCGAUAUGUCCAGAUUCGCGCGACUCCGGCGUCAACAGAGCCUCUUCAGAGCUUAGAACCGACAUCUUCUCCAGCUACUGCCCCAUCUGCUGGUACGUAGGAUGUAUAAUGAGCACAAGAAGACUCUUGCUGAUCGUCGGUGGCAGAUGCGCGUUUCGAAGUACUGGGCAGUCCUUUCUCCCUUCUCUCCGCAUCCAUAUCCGCAUCACAGAACCUGUACGCGAGGAAAGGGACACUGGUGGGCUUCAAUGGCAAAGCAGAGAAUGUGAGCAUACACGUUACGAGGUGCCAGGAGCUGUUCCUAAUGCUUUCAGGCCAUCUCGACAUUAUCCCUCCUCGAACCUUUCAGACGAGCCGCGCUCGGCAUUCCAUUCAUCUACCAGCGGAUAUCCUCCGCAUCACCUUACACCGCACUGAUAGCGACCAAGUCGCCCAUAACAUCGCUGGUGGUGGUACAUCUAGAUGGGAGGUUAGAUUGGAUGAUAGCGAACAGAAAUGCACUCCUUGCAUGGACUGGACAUACCCUUAGCUUGAAGCCGAGAUGGAACAUGAAGAUGGUACGUUGGACAAUUCUUGAGGGAAAGCUCCGUUCUGAUGAAUACAGAGCCUUGCACACUGGGGUAGCACGACUGUCACCGGACGAGGUCUACUCGCACUUUCUGGUAAAGGCCUCAUGCAUCAAAUCACCCUCAGGACUGGCGAAGAGUACAUUGUACAUCCCAGCAACGUAAUCGCCUACAGCAUGAUGCAGCAUGCACCGCAGCCGUAUCGGUUCAAGUCGAACAAUUUGCGGUUACAAAUACCCAAUCCAUUCACAUGGUUGCCUGACACGCGCUUCUGGAGGACCAUGCGCGAGAGCACCGCUUGGAAAUUGGCCAGAAAUGCUGCCUUCACGCUCAGGACCUGGGCGAGAAGGACGAUCUGGGGAGAUAGAGUACGUCAGACUGUAUCACAUAUAUGAGGAGCAUCUGCUGACAAUUGUAGCUCUUUCUGCACUUCCACGGACCAGUCACGAUUCUGGUCUCAUCUCGCGCUGCAGCUCUCAGCGAUGUUGUCACUUCACGGGACAUCAAUGAGAUGGCCGAUAGCCCAGCAGGCGAGGUCCCCUUAGCACUACACGCGAAAUCUGCGGCGGAGGCAGGCACAUCAACUACCGCACCGCUCUCGAAGCCUGCAGAGACCACCAUGAGCUAUGCCAGUGUGGGACAGGAUGGUGCCGUGAAAUUCGAUGAUGUCAAAAAGUCCUAG
This is a messenger RNA of Lecanosticta acicola, 1331 nucleotides long. Lineage: Eukaryota; Fungi; Ascomycota; Dothideomycetes; Mycosphaerellales; Mycosphaerellaceae. The record is from the annotation of a GenBank genome assembly.